Somion occarium is the source of this 3836-nucleotide messenger RNA. Lineage: Eukaryota; Fungi; Basidiomycota; Agaricomycetes; Polyporales; Cerrenaceae. The record is from the annotation of a GenBank genome assembly.
GCGAUCGUCAUAGUUCGACCUGGACCUUGAGCUUGAGUGAGUGGAGCCCAACGGUAGCGCUCUACUGGUAGCGAUUUAGAAACGAUAAGCGGAGAGAAAGAUCCACCUUGGCACUGUGGAGAAAAUUAAUCACUAAUUAGCACACUUCUAGAUGACCAUGCAAGCAUCAAACCUACGCCUGCAACCUGUUCACAAGCCAGGUUUCACGAAUUCCGAAAGAUUGUGUGCAAACAUGCCAGAUCGAAACAGCCGCAUGUACAUGGAAUAUAUUCCGGUGAAUGCAAGGUGCGCAGGACCGGUGAGGCAUGUCACCGGAGGCUUAGGGCAACGAGAGGCUGUGCAAUAAAGAAGCAUACUUGACCAUGUAAGGAACCGAACAAUAGAGCUAACCGAAAGCGGAAGAUACCAAGCUUGCUGUCGAAUAAGCGGCGAGAGCACCUUGGCCACCGUGGAGGACGAUGAGCGGAGAGCUCCAUCGACGCAGUCGAAGUUGGAGCUCGAGCAACGGUGACUUGGAGCACAGAGGGACAAUAAGACAAUGACGUCAGGGGGCGGGCCGGCGGGCAUGCCUGAAAAGGCAGGCACGUAACCUAAAAAGUCGCGGAUGGGACCUUAGGAGGAACGUCACUACGGUCAGUGUAGCGCCGGCUGAAGGCCAUGGCUGGCUUGGAUUUCAGUCUCUUCUUGUUCCCAGAUCCCCCGUCGUCGAAUGACAUUGAAAAUGCGGAGACUGCCUCUACGUCCACUUUCGUCACUGCGCUCGUGUUCAAUUUGAUUGUCUUUGCUGUCGAAAUCGGGGCUUUCACGCUUGUACGACCUUAUUUCCCUGCCAUCUAUCAACCGCGAACCUACAUACCCUCAGAGGAACGGCGCGCGAAACCCCUCGCAUCACAUAUCCUAGGCUGGCCUUGGGCCAUUUUCAAAGCGGAUUACCAUGCCAUCAAAGAGGCGAACGGUCUCGACGCGUAUCUGUUUGUUCGCUUUCUGCGGAUGAUGGUUCGCGUACUCCUUCCUAUAUGGCUCCUCUCCUGGGCCAUCCUCCUCCCUAUCACUUCUGUCAACACCUCCGUCGCCGACCAUAGCGGAUUAGACAGAUUUAUCUUCGGCAAUGUCGCGAACAACAAGACGACGCGAUACGCUGCUCACUUGAUUCUCGCUUGGUUUUUCACUUUUUGGUUAUGGUGGAAUAUCAAACGGGAAAUGAAGCAUUUCAUCACUGCUCGACAACGCUGGCUCAUCGACCCGCAGAAUGCCAAUUCCGCUCAGGCGCAUACUGUUCUUAUUAGCGGCGUACCUCAACGAUACCUGACUGAAGCCGCGCUCAUGAAACUAUUCUCUGACCUCCCGGGUGGCGUUCGCAAAGUCUGGCUCAACAGGAACCUGAAUGAGAUGCCGGACCUGUACGAUCGUCGUCUGAAGGCCUGUGACAAGCUCGAAUCCGCAGAGACGGCCCUACUACAUACAGCGAGGAAGCUAUACAACAAGGAACUCAAGGCGGAAAUGAAAGCGGCGAAGAAAUCUGGCAAGAAUGUCCCUGUUGCUGACGAGGCGACUAGUGAUGGUCGACCGUUGACUGCCCCGAGUGUAGUCGACACGGAACGCGGGGAGAUUGCACUCGCAGAAAAGUUAGUUCCUCACAAGAAACGGCCAACACAUCGUCUCCCACCGUUUUCUUUCCUCCCGUUCUCGCUCCCUCUCAUGGGAAAGAAAGUUGACUCGAUUGACUGGGCACGUGAAGAAAUAGAGGCAACGAACGAGGCUCUCAAGGAGUCCAGGCGGGCUCUCUCCAAGGACGUUGCCAGCGGGUCCAACCUCCCGCAAGUCGAGACAAAGCAUCCAGGCUCGCUCAAAGCUGCACACACAUCACAGACAUACCCGCCUCUGAACAGUGCUUUCGUACUGUUCAACAGGCAAAUCGCCGCUCAUCUCGCAGCACAAGCGUUGACGCAUCACGAACCCUAUCGCAUGGCGCGCAAGUAUACGAACCUCGCGCCUGACGACGUGAUCUGGGCGAAUCUGAACUUAAACCCGUACGAAGCCCGUGUUCGGUCUGCGAUCGGGUGGGGUAUCACGCUCGGAUUGAUUAUACUCUGGGCGUUCCCUGUGGCAUUCGUUGGUGUGAUCAGUAACAUCCCUGCUCUGUGCACGACAUAUAGUUGGCUAGCAUGGAUAUGUGACUUGCCGGACGUGAUUGUGGGCAUCAUUUCAGGUAUUCUGCCACCGGUGUUGCUUGCGGUGUUGAUGAUGCUACUCCCCAUCGUCUUGCGUUUGCUUGCAAGAUUCGAGGGGGCACCGCAAAAGACGGGGGUAGAAUUGAGUCUUAUGACAAGAUUCUUCCUGUUCCAAGUUUUGCAUUCAUUCCUGAUUGUUACUCUGAGUUCUGGUCUCAUCGCAGCGCUCCCCGGAUUGCUCAACGACCCCGGCUCUAUACCCACAUUGCUCGCACAGAACUUACCCAAGGCCUCCAACUUCUUCUUGACUUACAUCAUUCUUCAAGGCUUGUCCGGAACCGCGUCCGGUUUCCUCCAAGUCGUUCCACUCAUUCUGUACUAUGUGAAAUUGUUCAUUCUUGGAAGCACACCUCGCUCUAUCUAUAAGAUCAAGUAUACCGGUCGAACCGUCGCUUGGGGUACCCUGUGGCCGACCACCACUUUGCUCGUCGUAAUCACGUUGGCUUACUCCAUCAUCGCACCUAUCAUGAACGGACUCGCGUGUGCUACGUUCUUUCUCUUCUACUUCCUCUGGAAAUACCUCUUCCUCUGGCAACUCGAUCAACCGCGUUCAAGCGAUACUGGAGGACUCUUCUUCCCCAAGGCUAUUCAACAUGUCUUCGUCGGGAUGUAUAUCCAGCAGAUCUGUCUCGCGGCGCUGUUCUUCCUUGCGAGAACUGAUACCGAUAGCGCCGCCGCCAUCCCUGAAGGUGUAUUGAUGAUUAUCCUCAUCGUGAUCACAGCAUUCUUCCAUACGGUCAUCAACAAUUCUUACGGACCCUUGAUUCACGCCCUUCCUGUUACUUUGGCGGACAAGGCAGGAGGCAAUUUACCUGACGAGAACCGUAUUGUGGCCGAACGUGAGCUUGAGGAGCAAGAGCUUCUUGAGGAUGGAAAAGGACACAUCGAGAAGACACCCGCGUCACCGACUGCAGCCGCCACAGCUGGCCGGCAGUCCACUUCGUCUGACACACCUUCUCAUCUGAAGACUGGCAAAGCAGAGCCAGACAAUGAGCGGAAUGUGCAGAGAGAGCAGCCUUCUAGUCCUCCCGCUGCGAGCCCUCAAAACACACCUACGACACCUCCUACUCCUCCUACGAGUCCGAAUACUCCUCCUACUGCUAAUACGACGCCACAGACCGCCGUCGCAUCUGAUAACCCUGAUAUACCAUCUAUCAAAGCCAUUGACGAAGAAGAGGGCCAUAAAGAAUUUUAUCACCCAGCUAGCGUUGAGCCCCAGAGGAUGGUGUGGAUUCCGAAGGAUCAGUUGGGCCUUGGUGAGGCGGAGGCGAGUGCGAUUAGGGAGAGGGGUAUUGCGGUUAGUACUGCUAAUGCGGAGAUGGACGCGAAGGGGCAUGUUCAUAUUAGUGGACCGCCGCCUGAUGGGAGGAUUUAGUGACUUUUGCUCGAGGAUGGGUUGUUGUUCACAUUAUAAAGUAUGGGACGAUUUGAUUUGGCCGGGGAGGAUACUAGUAGGGCGAUUAUGGAGUGUAUUCGAUACCCUUUGUAGUUUCACGAGAUGACGGUUUACGGAUGGGCCAUUUACGCUCUUAAUGUUACAUGAUAUCAUUGCGUCUUUGUUGUAGUUUGCAUUUAAUAUAUAACAUACCAACAUGCUGUUACGGU